Molecule: messenger RNA, 3147 nt
Organism: Macrosteles quadrilineatus (aster leafhopper)
Lineage: Eukaryota; Metazoa; Arthropoda; Insecta; Hemiptera; Cicadellidae
Product: synaptotagmin-7-like
Exons: 9
Coding region: 950-2047 (365 amino acids)
Biological process (GO): cellular response to calcium ion; regulation of calcium ion-dependent exocytosis; calcium-ion regulated exocytosis
Cellular component (GO): synapse; axon; membrane
Molecular function (GO): clathrin binding; calcium-dependent phospholipid binding; calcium ion binding
Source: RefSeq, a predicted model, not a curated record
CGGUGGGUAAGUCAGUGGGUGGCGGUACUAGUGGCUGGUGGCAGGCGACACUCCCUUACCACCGAUAAACAGUAACCUGCCAGCGCCGUUCAUAGCGUGACGCCAACGCGCCGCUCUUCACGGGUAUGUCGAUGGGUCGCUCGAAUGUUUAGUUCCCGUCAGUGUCCGGACCUAGGAGUCUUCAAUACAGGCUGCCAUAUCUGCACGGAAAUGCUCUUCGCAACUGGACAUUUUUUACCUAUCUCGGACCGAGUUUAAGAGUUUUACUUUUUAUACUGUUAUCGUUAAUGUAUAUAGCUAGUUAUCCGGCUUAGUAAGAAUUGUUGUAGUUAAAAACAUUUUAGAUAGUUUUCGAGUUACUGUCGGACUGUCCAUGUGAGUUCUGAAGACAUUCGACUUAUGGGUGAACAGUCGAUAUAAGUGUCAUAGUAAACCGUGUCUUAUAGUGGCUUAACCUCGAAGUGUAGUGGUAGAUUUUGGCCUAAAAUUACGAUUUAGCCUUACGAUAUGAAUGUGAUACGUAGCUAGUAGGUCUACGUUGUUAUCUGGCGUUGUAACGUAUGUGUAGUGCCGACCAUAUCAAUAUCAGAACCGCGGCUAGUGUCUUGUCUCUUGUUGUAGUUCGUAUCUUGUUACUAUACUAUUGUUAUCAGGUGUGAAUUUUUCUUCCAUGUUACAUCGUAAUGUUGUGUUUGUAGCAUUGUUGUUCGUAUUUUAAAGGCAUUUUUCGUAUUUUGAUACGUGAUUGAACGUAUUGUUAACUUUAUAUCGACAAUAUACGAUUUUUCAUAAAGUUGACAUUUUUGCGCUGUUUUGUAAUGCUGUUUCGUAACGAAGCCUGUUAAAAUUAAUGGUUCAUAGAGGUUAUAAUUCCGCACAAACUGUUUUCUAUAGGAGGGUUGUUUUGCGAUCGAAUUCUUAAAUACUGGAUAUUUGAAAGAAACUCACCAUGUUCGACGGACUCAAGAACAAUCCAAUUUCCCGUCUGGCACUUUCCAAGUUUCUUUCACAAAGCAUGACGACCGGAAGUCCAGGCAGUAAAUCUCCAGCUUCUGGAACUCCUAGUCAGCCCGCUACCUCCUCUGCCAGCAAUCCCGAGGCCAAGACUCCACCCACAGCCCACAACAAGGCACUUCAGAAUGUCAAAGGAGACCAGCAUCCGUCGAUGGCAUUCCUCCAAAGCAGAUCCAUAUCUUUGGUGGACAUGUACAUUGACAAUUCAGAACCCUCCGAAAAUGUUGGACAGAUUCAUUUCAGUCUUGAAUACGACUUUCAGAAUACCACCCUUAUACUACGGAUCCUAACGGCUAAGGAGUUGCCUGCAAAGGACAUGUCAGGAACGUCGGACCCUUAUGUUCGAGUUACGUUACUACCUGACAAAAAACACCGUCUCGAAACCAAAAUCAAGCGCCGCACCCUCAACCCUCGUUGGAAUGAGACGUUUUAUUUUGAAGGUUUUCCCAUCCAGAAGUUGCAGAGUAGAGUACUUCAUUUGCACGUUUUUGACUACGAUCGGUUUUCUCGUGAUGACUCCAUUGGUGAAGUGUUUUUGCCUUUAUGCCAGGUGGAUCUCUCUGAGAAACCCUCUUUCUGGAAAGCUUUGAAACCCCCAGCUAAAGACAAGUGUGGGGAACUGUUGACCUCUCUAUGCUACCACCCGAGCAACAGCAUUCUCACCCUAACUCUCUUGAAAGCUCGCAACCUCAAGGCUAAGGACAUCAAUGGAAAAUCCGAUCCCUAUGUGAAAGUUUGGCUCCAGUUUGGAGACAAAAGGAUUGAGAAGCGUAAGACUCCUAUUUUUAAAUGUACCCUAAACCCAGUGUUCAAUGAGAACUUCAGCUUCAAUGUGCCCUGGGAAAAGAUAAGAGAAUGUUCAUUGGACAUCAUGGUCAUGGAUUUUGACAAUAUUGGUCGCAAUGAACUCAUCGGCCGUAUUUUGCUCGCUGGCAAAAACGGGUCUGGUGCAUCGGAGACAAAGCAUUGGCAGGACAUGAUUACCAAACCCCGCCAAACCAUUGUGCAAUGGCAUCGGCUAAAACCAGAGUAAGCGCGUCUCAGGGCACUAACUCGCUUCAGUGGCAUGAAUUGAUGUUCCCCUUAGUAUGACCAUGUUUAGUUAUUCAGAGAUAGAGACUACUCCUGCUCCACCUUCGAACCAAGCAGGGACAUCUUUGACCAUUCGAGUGAGGAUUUUUAUAAACUCUACUUAUUUCGACCCAUCAGUGUUUAAGUCUAGUUUGUAAAAGAGAUUUUAGUAUCUGUUGGUGGUAAAAGCAUUCCUUGUGUAAAGUUACACUUUUAUGAAAUAGGAUAUUUACACGUUAUUUUCUCUCGAAGGAGCCUGUACAUGCGAAUUAUUUUGAUAUGUUUUGUGACACAAAGAUAGAGUUAAACUGGCAGAGUUUUACCUGCUUUAUUUUAUAAAUCUUUUCUUUGAGGAACGGUUGCUGUACUAUAAAGUGUGCGAGUUUCUAAAAUAUUAUAUUUUUACCAUCGACGUGGGGCGGGAACGAUAUAUGUGGAUACCGUAAAACGGAGGUAGUUGUAGAAUGCUGUGCAUGUGAUACACUCGUAUUCAGCUCAGCUAUGUAUGGAGACCUAACCUACAUCCCGUCUAUGUCACACAACUAACAAUGUUUCAUUGAGUAGAAUCUGUUCAUUUAUGUCAGUGUGUUAUGAAUGUUUUAUUGUUUAAUGUUGUGUCGAAUUAUGUAGAUGUUAAUACAUGUUUCGUUACGGUAACUAUCAUAAUGUGAAGCACAAACGCUUUAAUGGUUUGAUUUGAAAGGCUGAAAGCUGGAUAAAAUAUUUUAAUUUUUGCUUUGGCCACUUAAAAUAAGUCAAAGUUUACUCCUAUUGGUUAAGUUACGAUAGUAAAACUAAUAGAAACAAUUUAAUUGCGAGUCACUUUCAGUUUUGCAGAGAGGAUACGAAAAUAGCAAAUAUUCUUUUUAUAAUAAUAAAUUAAUAUGUUACUUUUGAAUGACUAAAGCAAGUAUGGAUGUUUGUUAACAAUACCAAUCUCAUUUCAAAUAAUAAUUGUCGUUAAGUCCCCUUUUUAAGUUAUGGUGGAAAAGAAAUCUCACGUAUAUAUUGAAACAAAAAAUGUUUAGUUCAUUAUUGAAGUUUUAAGUGGCUAAAAUACGA